This is a messenger RNA of Paramecium sonneborni, 144 nucleotides long. Lineage: Eukaryota; Ciliophora; Oligohymenophorea; Peniculida; Parameciidae. The record is from the annotation of a GenBank genome assembly.
AUGUUCAAACAAUUGAAAUCAGCUACUGAUGAAGAAUAUUUAGAAAAAUUUAAAAGAACUUAAAAAAAUAAACAAAAAGAAGCUUUAAAAAGGAUUAAUGCAAAAUUAAAUGUUAUACUGUAGGAUAAAUUUGAGAAAUAUUGA